UCUAGCUGAACAUUGAGAUCCGAUCUAUUGGGCUCGUCAGAACUUGGCGCCUAGAUUAUUGUAGGUCAUCAUGCAUUAAUCAUAUAAAUGCAGAGCAUCGCCCUGGUAAGGUAGUAUUAUUGGAUCGUCAGCAUCGAUCUAGCGUCAUUUUCGUAUUCUAGUAUUUAGAUUUUUUUUUAUUUAAUAUUGGAAAUAUCUAGGUAGUCAAUGUGAAGUUUUUUUCUCAUUGUCACGCCUUUUUCGCGAUGUUGGCUACUUCUAUUCUCACUAUCUUUUUCCUAAGCUCGGGUUGCCUCGGUUGGGAAUGGGGAAGGAGUGGGAAAUGGGAUCAUAAACAGAGGACGAACUGCCACGGCGGAGAGUCGACGAUUAACUACACCACGAUUACGGGAUUUUUCCAGCAAGAUGAUCCUGCUACCGAUUCUAAAACAUUCGAUUAUACUACAACGAAUUAUGGACUCCUCAAUCGGUCAUACCUAACCGGCGACGAGCUCGAUCCUCAUGGGGCAUGGACACAAUGGGAGCGCUUCACGCAUUUUGUCGAUACUCUAAACCGGGAUGCCGAUAAGAAUACGCAGUAUAAAGUCCUAUUCAUGGGUCGUCAUGGUGAGGGGUAUCAUAAUGCAGCCGAGAGUUUUUAUGGCACGCCGGCGUGGAACUGCUACUGGGGCCUCCUCGACGGGAACACCACAACAACAUGGCGCGACGCCCUACUAACCCCCGCCGGCAUCGCGCAAUGCACCAAAGCGCACGCAUUCUGGUCCACCUCCCUUUCCACCUCCAAAAUCCCCGCUCCACAGUCCUACUACAGCAGUCCCCUCCUCCGCUCCGCCACCACCGCGAAUCUAACCUUCGCCGGACUUACCCUCCCUGCGGACCGGCCAUUCGCGCCUGUAGUCAAGGAACUCCUGCGCGAGGGUAUUAGUAUAAGGGCUUGUGAUGAGCGGUCUAACCGUACACAUUUACGGAAUGUGUUGCCGCCGGAAUUUAUAUUUGAAGAGGGGUUUACGGAAAAUGAUGAGUUAUGGCGUGGAGAUGAAGGGGAGGGGGAGACGAGUGAGGCGCAAGUUAAGCGAUCGAAGGUUGUGCUUGAUGAUAUAUUUAGUAAUGAUGAUGCGACAUGGGUUAGUAUUACGAGCCACUCUGGUGAGAUCGCGGCGAUUUUGAAGGUAUUGGGCCACAGGACAUUUAGUUUAAAUACCGGACAGGCGAUUCCGGUGCUUGUGAAGGCUGUGAAUUUAAAAAGGGGGGCGGCGACGACAACGGUGCAGUCAUGGUCCACAGAGGCGACGUGUAGUACGCCGCCGGUUACGAGUAUUACAGGCCAGGGAUGCGUGUGCUCGUCUUCUGCAUCGUUAGCAUCGGUGAUAGCGACAACUACGGCCACGGCCACAUCGGUAUAAGUUAUGCGGAGAGUGACAUAUUUCUAUUUGCUGUACAAAAAAAUUUGCUAGGAGAAUGGAGCAGAAAUCGUGGUCACCUAGUGCAUUGUUAAUAAGAUAUGUUUCAAAGGUUACAUCUCCAUAUUCCUACCUGCUUAUAUAUCUGGUAUAAUCCAAGGUGUCACAAAAUGUAACAGCCCGGCAUUGUGGGGGCCCUACCUAUAGUGCUCGUAUUUCAUCCGGAUGCAACGUUCGGACGCAAGGAAUCUGUUGCUCCAAAGCCUGACACAUGGUUUCCUUCUUCCCCACGAGGUCUGCUGAAUGUCUAGGUAGCAUUUCUUACACGCGCGAAUUCCUGGAAAAGGAGGCUCGAGGGCGUAAUUAGCCAAGCCCAGACGUUACUGCAAGCCAAUGCAUACCACACCCACGGUGCCCCGGCUACGACCCUGAUCUUGGCUGACUCUUGUCGGGGGCUACUCCUUCGCCGCAUUAUCU
Messenger RNA from Hypoxylon trugodes, 1877 nucleotides. Its product is annotated as phosphoglycerate mutase-like protein. NCBI's taxonomy places the organism in Eukaryota, Fungi, Ascomycota, Sordariomycetes, Xylariales, Hypoxylaceae. Bases 246 to 1403 code for a protein of 385 amino acids. The transcript is spliced from 3 exons. Gene Ontology annotation, molecular function: phosphatase activity. Gene Ontology annotation, cellular component: cytoplasm. The record is from RefSeq and is a predicted model, not a curated record.